Messenger RNA from Marasmius oreades (fairy-ring Marasmius), 789 nucleotides. RefSeq lists its product as uncharacterized. NCBI's taxonomy places the organism in Eukaryota, Fungi, Basidiomycota, Agaricomycetes, Agaricales, Marasmiaceae. The coding region runs from base 187 to 750 and encodes 187 amino acids. The record is from RefSeq and is a predicted model, not a curated record. The transcript has 3 exons.
GAUCGACUUCCGACACCUCAGCCAGUAAGAGCUAAGACUCCUCAGUCGAAAUUGGUUCAUCAGUGAUCACCUGGUAAGUACACCAUCUGCUUCUUGAAAACAGGUAUGCUGACUAUUCGGAAGGGCCAGUAUGAGCAUUGAUUCUUAUCCUCAGAACCCCACAGUUCUACUUGAAAGGAAACCAUCAUGGCCGGUGACAGUGCGGGCCAUAUUGCCAAUGCGACCAACGACGACAUCUUUACGGUCAUGGUGUCUCUCAAUCCCAACUGGGAAAUCGCCGAUUUUACCACCAACGUUAAUCUCCUCUUCGCCGCCAUCAAAGAGAUCAAACAAGUUGCGAACGACGAAGACCUUCCGAAUACGUUCGUCACCAUCCGCGAUCUAUACGAAUUCACCAAAAUUUCCGCCAAACUGCUAUCGAUAUACCCUGAACCCGCUUUGGCCGUCAUUAACGCGUUCAAAAAGAACUCGAUCCGUAUUUCUUCUGGUCAAUACAAGCAGGUUAAGACGAGGGACGCUUUAGGGUCGUAUCUCAAUAAAUCCGGGACUGAAUACCUGUUGAAAGCGAAUACGGUGUCGUUGAUGGUCGUGAGUGGCGAUGGGCAGCGGGUUGCGAUGUAUAAUACGAACUCGGAAUACUCCUGGAUUGCUGCUGACAAUGGGGAGAUAGUCCGAGCCAAGGAUGGGUCUAUCGGGCAGCAGGGCCCUCAAGCUGGAGUAGUGGAUUGGUCGACUAUGGGGGGCAACUAGAUGGAGGGGGAUAAGUAAGAUGUGAUAACCGAACCCCGC